This is a messenger RNA of Vespa velutina, 3685 nucleotides long. Its product is annotated as ankyrin repeat domain-containing protein 29. Lineage: Eukaryota; Metazoa; Arthropoda; Insecta; Hymenoptera; Vespidae. The transcript is spliced from 9 exons. The coding region runs from base 1532 to 2443 and encodes 303 amino acids. Gene Ontology annotation, molecular function: protein binding. The record is from RefSeq and is a predicted model, not a curated record.
CUUUUAUUAGCAGUCUGUUUUUCUAAAUCACCUUUAAUUUCUUACUUGUUAACUUAUACGAAAACGUACCGUAACGUGACGAGGGAACAAGGAACGUGGACAUUGCGCUUCAAUGCAUUCGAGUUUUUCGUUUGUAAAAAGAGGAGGAGCCGAAGAAAAGACCUCUCCUCGUCUAUAAUCGACCGAUCACUCGCGCGAUUUUGUGAAGAUGGCGAACGCUCGUGUUACGGUUCGCCACUUUGUCACCGGACGCACAUUGAUAUAAUUGUUUACCGAUACUCUCGAUACGUCGUUGGAAUUUGAUUACUAAUUACCUGUCGCACGGUAAACCGAUUAGCUUCAAGAAUCCGAUCGUAUAACCGAGAGAAAAGUAUCUUCGCACUGCGAGGUAAAUACUAGAACGAAACUCGCCGCUUUCGCCCGCGGUGCCGCGUCUCCGGCCCCCACCCACGCGAACUACCGCCACGUGACACGUUCGGGCCAGCCAAUCGCACGAGCCCGGAUCAGGCCCCUCUUGAAAGCCAUCGUAAGAUCAUCUUCGUGUCGAUUCGAUGCUCCGAUUUUCUUCGUUUCUCUUUCGUUUUCUUGUCACGUAAAUCUUAUUUUAUAAAAAGAUUGAUCUUAACUUACGUUAAACGAUUGCAAUUUUGAUAAAUUUAAAAAUCUAAGCUUAUUUAUAUUUAUUCUUUUAUAAAGAAUACGUAGAAGGAAUGUGUAUACGUGUUUGAAAUUAUUUACUAAGACAGUUUAUGUUUUACUUAAAGUAAUAAAUUAAUUAAAAGAAAUGUGAUAAAGAAAAGUGAUUAAAGUGUUAAUGGAUAAUGUAAUAUUGUUAUUCAUCUGUAAUUUCAUGAACUCGUAUGAAUAACUGAAGUUUCGUUUUACGCGCGCUUUAUGCGAACUGGUACAUACAUACAGAAUAAAUACGUAUGUCAUGUAUAUGCAACGCACGUAUAUAAAAACGAAGAGUUGCAUACACUGUUACACGAAUUAUUAUUCCAAAUGGACAAUCGAAGAAACGUUCUCUACAAGAAUAAACAAAGAACAUAUUAAUCGAUACGAAGUUUGCUUACUUUUUAUUUUUUUUAGUUGAUUUUUAUUAAUUAUUAAAAGUGUCACUACUGUUCUUGUAUUAAUUCGAAUAUAUUUAUUUCUUAACACGUGUUUUCACAUUGUAAAAUUAGGAUUGUAACGUACGAUAAUUUGCAUAAUUAAUCAAUUUUAUAAUUUUAAUUAUUGUUUCAAAGUUACAUGAUUGAUUUUAAAUAAAGCGCCAUUUUGAAAAUGAUUAUAUCAACCUGACAACACUGUAUAAGUACAAUCUACUUAGCUACUAUGUCAUUGCGACUAAAUGGAGGUUUUGAUUGUUGUAUUGUAGUACUUUAAAAAUGAUAUGGGCGAAGUUGACACGUGGACACAGACGAAAGUAUACUUGCUGCAGUACAAUACAAUUGUAACGAAGUAAUUCAAGGAUUUGACAUAUCACCGUUUGAAAAUGUCAUGUGAACGUGCAAUAAAUGCGUGACUCAACAUGUCCAUGAAAAAAGAAUCACCUUGGGAUGUAGAAUUGCAUCUUGCAGCUGCACAUGGAGAUGCAAAACGUCUGCAUAUUUUAUUAGAUUCUGGUAGAGUUCAUGUUGAUUGUAAAGACAAGGAUGGAACGACUCCUUUGAUACUUGCUGCUGCUGGAGGACAUUUAGAAGCUGUCAUCGAAUUAUUACAGCAAGGAGCAGAUCCUAAUGCUAAAAGACUGACAGGGACCACAGCUCUCUUCUUUGCUGCCCAAGGUGGUUUUAUGGAUAUUGCUAAUUUGCUUUUAGAACAUGAAGCACUUGUUGAUUCUUGCAGUAUGGACGGAGGUACACCAUUAUUUGUUGCUUGCCAAUAUGGUCAUUUAGAUGUUGUCGAAGGUCUUCUUGAUAAAGGUGCCAAUCCAAAUGCACAUAUGAAAGAUGGAGCUAGUGCAUUAUUCAUUGCUGCACAAAAUGGUCAUGUACGUAUUUUGGAAGUUCUUUUGGAGCAUAAUACAAGAAUAGAUACUAUAAGAACAGAUGGCGCUACACCUUUGUGGAUCGCAGCACAGAUGGGUCAUGAUCACAUCGUCCGACAACUUUUGAAAGCUGGAGCAAAUGUUGAUGCUACUAGACAUGAUGGCGCAACGCCUCUAUUUAAAGCGGCACAUAAAGGUCAUACUGCUGUUAUUGGAGAAUUACUUAAAUACCGUCCAUCACUUGGUAUUCUUCCAAAUGGUGAAAGUGCACUGCAUGCUGCAGCUUUAGCAGGACACAUGACAGUUGUAAGACAACUAGUGGGAGCAGGAGCCGAUCCUUUACUUGUAAAUCAAGAAGGUGUGACACCACUUCAAUUAGCUGUUAGACACUCACAAACUCAAGUUGCCAAUUAUCUUAAAGAUAAAAUAAGGACACGAACUGCAGCAUGUUAGAUUCCUGUUAUUUUUACUUUUAAAAAAGUAUCAUAAUUUUUAAAGAUAAUUUUACAGUCUUUAAAGAUACUAUACAAACAAACAUAUGUGCAUGUGUGCACAUUAACAUAAGGUAAAAUAUUCCUUAUGUAUUUUAACAUUGAUCAAGUGCAAUUUUAAUAUCAUAUAAAAACGUAAAUUUGCGUGAUACUAACAAGAUAUUCAGUAUAUAUAGUAAACAUUCAGUGAUUGUUCAGAAAUUCCAUUUUUAUUCCUGUUAAUGUCAGUAGCAUAAUAUAAUAUAGCAUAGUAAUAUAAUUUGAUGUUAUUGUUAACGAUUAAUAAGUUACGACAAAUUACUGCAUAUGCAGAAGAUAUAUUUGAUUUUCAAGAGCUGAUAUACAUUUAUUGUUGAAAGUUACAUAUUUAUUUUUUAUGUAUACACUUUGUUAUUUAUAUACAGUAAUUGUUAAAGUAACUAAAUUUAUAAAGUUUCAGUGCUUAUUAGCAGUCUGAGAAAUGUAAGACUCCGAUAGUAUGUAUACGCGUGGUAAUGAUUCUCGUGAGAUUUAAGAUCGUUAAGACUGACUGAUUUGCCUUGAAACAUAUCACGUAAGGAUGAAAUCUAUAAAUUGAUGAAAUAUAUGGCUUUCCACCGGCGGGAAAGUAAAUACUAUCGUAUCGUAAUAAUACUUACAUAAAAAUGUAUUUAUAUUACAAUGUCAAUGAAAAGACAAAACCAAGCAUAAAUAUCAUAAUGCCUUUCUAAUAUUCUUUUUAAACGUCAUUUCAUGAUCAUGUAUAUAACAUAGAUCAUAGUAUAUAAAUUCAAAAUAAAGCAAAUGUAUUUAUAUAUAUAUUUUUUUUUUAAAUAACAUACUCAAAAGUUCAGUUAGUUUGAAACAUCUGAAUUAUAAUAAAAAUAAUUAAUACGUUUGCAUUAAUAUUUAACAGUAGUGCUUGAUAAAGUUCUGAAUUAUCAUAUCAUGUUACCUGCACCACCUUGACUGUCUUCCCAUUUCUUGAGAUAGUUUAAAGAUUAUACACACAUUGUUAUUGUUAAAUUAUAUAUAAUAAAAUGCAAUGAACGUCUCUAUAACAGCACAGUAUUUUUUUACUAUCAUGUAUUAAUAUGUAUUAACUGAUUCUAUUUUUAAAUGUAAAAAGAGCUUCUUGUUUUAUAAUGUAGAAAUCUCAUAAUAAUAAUAUAUUUAUUGUAACUCUUCUAUAAAGAAUAUAUACAAUUAUAAAAUAAAUAUACGA